Molecule: messenger RNA, 300 nt
Organism: Protopolystoma xenopodis
Lineage: Eukaryota; Metazoa; Platyhelminthes; Monogenea; Polystomatidea; Polystomatidae
Source: the annotation of a GenBank genome assembly
AUGACAGAACUCUGCGAUCGGGCAACCAACGGUAAUCCUCACUCCACAAACGUCCUACCCGCCGCCAGUUUGACCGGUUCUAAUGGACUUGGCAAGGCGAUUGACACUGCGCCGAGAGGCUCCAUCACCAGACCGAUAAACGCUUCUGGCAGAGCGGAUUUACGCUUGCCGCAGCCUGACAGUGUGGUGCUGGUGAAGAAGAACAACUCUUUUUCUUACGCUCCAGAGAUGGGAAGUUUUGCCUGGCUUAGAUCAAAAAGCAAACAUCUGUCGGAAAAAAGUGUUGAUCAGGUUGGUUGA